Aricia agestis (brown argus) is the source of this 1476-nucleotide messenger RNA. Its product is annotated as aldo-keto reductase AKR2E4-like. Lineage: Eukaryota; Metazoa; Arthropoda; Insecta; Lepidoptera; Lycaenidae. The record is from RefSeq and is a predicted model, not a curated record. The coding region runs from base 418 to 1398 and encodes 326 amino acids. The transcript has 7 exons. Gene Ontology annotation, molecular function: aldose reductase (NADPH) activity. Gene Ontology annotation, cellular component: cytosol.
UAGAAAAACAACUGAAGAAAGUCAUAUCGGAGUUCGGACAUAGUACUAUGAAUUCGAUGGAUCUCUAAAAAUAAACCGCGUUGCUAUCAGUAAAAGUGGAUUGACACAAGGUGUGCAAGGUUUUAAAAUUAUUCGCGGUAGACCAAUAAUAUCAUGCAAAAAAAUUUAAUGGCACCUAAUAAGUGUGCGGCGUUACAUACAAAACUAUUUUGAGUAUAGAACUAAAAUUGUGUUUUUCAAGUUUUAAUAAUGUUUUGUUACCAAGAAUUGUUCAUUUAAUUUAACAAUACGAAAUUUAUUAAAGUGUUUUGUUAUUUAUAUCUCAAGGAUUGGCAUUGCUAUUUGCUACAGUGCAAUGUGACUAUAGUAAGCAGUGGACGCUUGAAGGUGUAAUUUUAGAGGUAUCACACUCAUCAGAUGGCGAAGACGUCUGGAGAAGCGCCAAAAAUAAAAUUGAACGAUGGAAAUGAAAUGCCUGCGCUGGCUCUAGGAACAUUCCUAGGAAUGGAAAACGGAGUAAUCGUAUCGAAGGAAAAUGAAUUGGUUAACGUUAUAGUUGAAGCGAUCGACAUCGGGUACCGACACAUCGAUACAGCGUUCAUAUACAAUACAGAGGCAGAAGUUAGCAAAGCGUUGAGUACAGCAUUCGACAAGGGUGCGACGAAAAGAGAAGAUGUGUUUGUUACGACCAAGCUAUGGAACACCCAUCACCAGUGCGACGAGGUGGAGGAAGCGCUGCGUUCGCAGCUCAACACUCUUGGUCUCACUUACGUGGAUCUCUACCUCAUGCAUUGGCCAAUGGGAUUUCAUAGUAAUAACACGUACAGUGAUGUAGACUACAUGGAAACGUGGAAAGGCCUAGAAAAUGCAAAGAUGCUGGGCCUCACCAAGUCCAUAGGUGUCUCUAAUUUCAACAAGGAGCAGCUCGCAAGGCUACUAGCCGAAGGAUACGUUAAACCCGCGGCAUUACAGAUUGAGAUACAUCUUCUAAACGUGGAGUCGGAAUUGGUGUCGUUUGCUCAAUCCCACGGAAUCACGGUAAUGGCUUACAGCCCAUUUGGUUCCCUAGUCAAGAGGUUCGGUCAGAUGUUCCCGGGACCAAAAUGCGACGAUCCUGCGCUUCUACCCAUAGCUAAUAAAUAUGACAAGACAGUUCCACAAAUUGCUCUGAGAUGGCUUGUGCAAAGAAACAUCGUACCAGUAUUCAAAACUCUAAAUCAUUCAAGAUUAAAAUCCAAUAUGGAUAUUUUUGACUUCAACCUUACUGACGAAGAAAUGAAGAUAUUAGGAAGCUUUGAUAGCGACACAAAAUAUACUUUACCAUCGUUUUGGCAAGACCAUCCUCAUUACCCCUUCAAAAAGAUUCCGAAACCUUUACCGAGCCCAUUUAUAAAUUAAAAUUACAAUUAAAAUAAUUUUAAUUUAAGUUACAACUAAUAGAUUUGAAAUUCUAUUGAUGUGACAAUAAUAAAAUAA